AUGUCGAACGUGCCGCGACAAUUGUACGACAUAUGCAUCGCGGUGGCAGUGUCCGAUUGCGUCACUGUGUGCAAAUUUUACAAGAAGGAUUUCAGAGGUUUGCCCAACAAUGUCCUCUUUGAUUUCUACUACAAGAUGUUUACGGAGAAGCGGCUCUGCCUGCUGGCGGUGGAGUUCAGCGAGCUCGAGGUGUUCACGCGCAUGCUGGCGGUGAAGCACAAGCGGCCGAAGCUGCUGAAGAGCUUCCAGUUCCUCAUCGAUCACGGAUCAGUCGUGUGCGAGGACCUGAUCGGCAGCUACGAGAAGUACACGCGCGGGGGCGCCGACCUGCACCACGUCGUCGACGUCGGGCUGCGUUUGGGCAGCUUCUUCAACGAGGGCGGCUGGUACAACCACUCGAUCAAGGUGCUGAACGUCACGGAGGCCCUGUGCAAGAAGCACAAGCCCGACGUCUACUUGCUAAGGAAGCUCCUGGACUGCUAUCACAAGAAAAUUUAUGCAGAAGCGAUUUACUGCGAGUUCGUAUCGGCCGAAGCUACUUUCAGAUCAUCGCAGGAAACAGUCGAAGAUUUAAAAAAAUUGAACGCGUUGCCGAACUUAGCUAGCUUAUACACGAAUUACUCCGUUUAUUAUACUUGGAGGUCCGAAUAUGAUGAGGGAUUCAGAUGGGCGAUCGAAGCCCUGAAGCUCCUGAAAAACGACCUGCCCACGCGAGUGAUAAUCGAGAUCCUGCGCCAGACGGCCAAGACGUGCGUCGUGAAGCGCCGCUUCAACCUGGCCGGCCUGCUGGUCCGGCAGGCGGUCAACAUGGCGCAGGAGCUCUACAAGAUCGACCAGCACCCGCGCUACAGCGACACCCUCAUCGACUACGGCUUCUACCUGCUCAACUCCGAUUCCAUACACGAGAGCGUCAAGAUCUACAAGAAGGCUCUCGACAUCAGGAAAGAGGUCUUCGAGAGGAACAACAUCCACGUGGCCUUGGCGCACGAGGACAUGGCCUACGCGUUGUACGUCCACGAGUACAGCUCCGGCCGGUUCACAUCAGCAAGGGAUCACUCUGAAAAAUCCAUCCGCAUCAUGGACAACAUCCUGCCCAGGGACCACCUGAUGCUCUCCUCCGUGAAAAGAGUAAAGGCCUUGAUCUUGGAAGAGCAAGCCCUCGACGAAGCCCACAACCCGAAAUUGCAGGACUCCUUCCUGAAGGAGGCGGAGCAGCUGCACAAGACGGCGCUGGAGUUAUCACUGAAAGCGUUCGGAGAAAAAAACGUCCAAACUGCGAAGCAUUACGGGAACAUGGGGCGCUUGUAUCAGAGCAUGAAGAGGAACAAGGAGGCGGAACUGAUGCAUUUAAGAGCGAUUGCGAUCAAGGAAGAGUUGCUAGGAAAAGAGGAUUACGAGGUAGGUUUGAGCAUAGGCCACUUGGCCAGCCUGUACAACUACCACAUGAAGAGGCACCAGGACGCGGAGAAGCUGUACAUGCGUUCGAUAGAAAUCAACCUGAAUUUGUUCGGGGAGUCGUACUCCGGCCUGGAGUACGACUAUCGCGGCCUGAUAAACGUCUACUCGACCUUGUGCGACGUGCACAGCAUGAACCUGUACAGCCAGAAGAUGCGCGAGUGGCGCGACAUCAGGAGCAAAAUCAAGCCGGUCGCCGAGAAGGAGCAGACCCUGCCCCUCGGCGAGAUAGUCGACAAGUUUUUCAGCAUGUAUUGA
Brassicogethes aeneus is the source of this 1713-nucleotide messenger RNA. NCBI's taxonomy places the organism in Eukaryota, Metazoa, Arthropoda, Insecta, Coleoptera, Nitidulidae. The record is from the annotation of a GenBank genome assembly.